CUCUACGCUUGCGUCACGUCCGGUUCUCUGUCAGAGCGAGCUAGCGAGGGAGCAAGGGCUGUUCGGUAGCAGAAGCGCAGCAAUGCCUAAAUCAAAGGAACUUGUUUCUUCGAGCUCUUCUGGCAGCGAUUCUGACAGUGAGGUUGACAAAAAGUUAAAAAGGAAAAAGCAAGUUACUUCUGAAAAACCUGUAAAAAAGCAAAAGAUGGGUGAAACUUCAAGAGCCCUGUCAUCAUCUAAGCAGAGCAGCAGCAGCAGAGAUGAUAACAUGUUUCAGAUUGGGAAAAUGAGGUACGUCAGCGUUCGGGACUUUAAAGGAAAAGUCCUAAUUGAUAUUAGAGAAUAUUGGAUGGAUCCAGAAGGUGAAAUGAAACCAGGAAGAAAAGGUAUUUCUUUAAAUCCCGAGCAAUGGAGCCAGCUGAAGGAACAGAUUUCUGACAUUGAUGAUGCAGUGAGGAAACUGUAAAGUCAGAGCCAUAUAAAACCUGUACUGUUCUAGUUGUACUGUUCUGUCUUUUUACAUUGGCUUUUGUUUUUUAAACGUUGUUUUCCAAGCUGUUGUAUAUUUGGAUUGCAGAACAAUUUGUAAGAAUACUUUUUUUUAAUGUGCAUUAUUAAAAAUGUUCUGAGUGAAGCUAAUUGUCAACUUUAUUAAGGGGGAUUGCUUUGUGCCCACCACCACCUAGUGUAAAAUAAAAUGAAGUAAUACAAUCUAACUGUUGUGGCCUUCUUUGAGCAGAAGAACUGUUACUAUUUAAGGCCAAAAGUUAACAGUUUAUAGACCUUUUAAUUUCAACUCGGCUUUUACAUUCAAAAGGAUUUAUAUUGUAUUGAAUUUAUAAACUUGAACUGUGAAAUCCACAGUUGAUCCGCUUUCUGCUAAACAAAUAUCUAGGCUUUGAUUUUCCACCCCAGCGAUACUUCACUUUCCCCUUAUCUUCACUUUGUUUUCCUUUAAUAACUUGUCAUAUUCAGUUUUCCUUUCACUUUUUGCUCUUUUUCUUAAAUAUAUUUUGCUAAUCUGGAAAGUCAGUGAAACUGUCAAAAUGUUAGUUAUCUCAGUAAGGUACUUGUAAUUAAAAUAUAUGAGAACUACAGUUACUAAUUCUACUGUAUUAAAUAUUAGGACAUAUAGUUUGAUAAACAACAUGGCUUGUACGAAAACUCUGAGCAAGUUAGUGUAUGUCAUGACCUGUAGUGUUCUGUGUAGUAAUCUUAUUGUUUAGUCUGCAGAAAAUAAUGACUUAGGUGUCUGAUUUGCUUUCACUUAUUAAACGUUCACCAUAGGAUGAUGUCUAUAAAAUCAGAUAUUGUUAAAUUAGACUAGGAUUUAAUAAAAAUUGUGAAAGCUUACUGGCCUAACAUUUUCAUUUUAUAACACUGAGUAUGAAUUACAUAUAGCCAGAGAUAUCACGGAGCUUUACUGUUAUAGUAGGUAAUGUGGUUGGUUUUUAGGGGAAAGAGCAUAUACUUGUGGUUUUUGGCCUUUGCUUCAGUGGGCUUGGUUCUUUUGCAGUUAAUCUGCUGGACUUAAAUAAAUGUUACUGAGUUUUAGCAGGCACUCUGAUAGGAUUUUCACUGAACCAGUGAUAAGGCAGACACAGAUUGAGGCACAGGUUUCAGGGGCUUGGCAGCAAUAAACAGGGCAUGGUGUGCCUUAGGGAAAGAAUGUAAGGGAGCUAUAACUGAAGUGAAGGCAGGGGAGUUCUCUGCAAACUAAUGAUAUUUUGAUCAUGUUGAUAGGACACAAUUCUAGAUAGAAUAGUAAAAAGAAAGGUUUAAAGACGUGAAAAAUUCUUGUUGACAAAUUAUUUUUGAUAGCUAAAAUAAAGAAUUGGUUACUGCCAUAUCAGAGAGUUGCACUAUUAUACCAACUUUAAUUGCUAACUAUAUCUAGAACAUUUUGUAGACUCGUCAAGGACUUCACCUCAAAACCACCUGCCAGGCCACAGUUACUAAUUUAUCUGGCAGCUAUUCUAAGUAUUUUUUUGACAUUUUUAGAUUUUUAUUUUUAUUUUUUAGUGUUUUCAGCAGUAGCCCUAAUCAGUACAUAAUUGGGGAAAUAAAUUCUCUUCUGGUAUUUGAACCUUCAUCAAAUAAUAUGUACCAAAAGUGUUUUAUACAAUGUGUUUUAGACAAAUCAUACUUGAUUGAUAACCUGUUUUUGGAAACAUGUAGUGUCCUGUUAACUUGAUUGGGUAGAUUUGUAAAGUUUUCCUUAUAUAUACAGAAAAGGUAGUUAGAACACAGAACUUUGAUUUUGGUGUAGAUGGAGAGGGGGUAAUGGCUGAAUAUCCUAGGUUUAUAUGCAUUUAAGGAGUGUAUGCAUUUUGAAACAAUCUGCUAAUAGAUGGUGCUGAAAUCUAUUAUUAGGCAUUUUCUAGCUGUUCAGCUUGUGUUGUUAACUCCAUAUAAGGAGUGCUUCUCUGGCACAAUUUGGUAAGUUGACUGCUAAAUUCAUUUAAAUAAUGUUACUGGAUAGGCAGUAUAUAGGAAUUAAUCUUUUCUUGUGUGUAGGAAAGGAUGAGAACUGGGUUAAAAUAGCCAAAUUUACUUGUACUGAAAGAAAGUGUACUUUGUUUUCUGUUUAAACUUUAUCUUCUUUGGUGAGAUUCUUCAGGAAGAAAGCUUGGCAUUUUGGGCUAGCCAUAUCUUACUGUGUAAUGCCAAGAUGAAUUUAAUUAACAUCAGCCCUUGAAUGUACCCAACAUCAGGGCUUUUCUAAUGGGGUUUUACUCUGUCUUUUCAAGUACAAGUAGCAUUUGAUCAAAUUUUCAAUGCUCUUGGCAUUUUAUUAAAAGAACAACCACUAAAAAAGAAAAACUGUAUAUAAUUUGAUGAUUCUCUUGUUUUCAUAAAUGCUUAAGAACUUCUUUUGAAGACUGUUCCUACCUCAUUAGCUAGUCAAGACCCUGUGAUGAUCAACCUAUUCCACAUAAUAUUUUUGGAAAAAAGAAUUAUGAAAAUAAGUAUGUACAUCUUGGCCUUGGCUAUUGAGGGGAAAAGAGAAAGAAUUGAGAAGUGUUCCUGACAUGGCUGUGUUAGAAAAGUACUAUAAAAGUUUGAAAUAUUAAAGAAGCGCUGGCUAAUAUUUAGGUAUUUCUCUUGAUAGUCUUUGCUAUUCACUUUUUAUGGAAAUUCAGUAAAAACACUCAAAAGUGUUUGUGUGUGUGUGUCUGUGUGUGUGUGUUUUUGUUUUUUUUUUUUUUUUAGUGGUGUUUUUCCAGAUAAAUUCUAGGGGUGAACCUUUACAUAGUCACAAGUAUGUAAUUCUGUAACUGGAAUACCUGUAUGCUUUGCUUGGUACAUCUUCCAUGGAGAUGCCAAUGAAUAUACUCCUCCAUCUGUGAAUAUUUUAAAUGUUGAAAUAAAAAAUAAGAAACCUGC
This is a messenger RNA of Miniopterus natalensis, 3387 nucleotides long. It is a transcript of the gene SUB1, whose product is annotated as SUB1 regulator of transcription. The record is from RefSeq and is a predicted model, not a curated record. Gene Ontology annotation, biological process: positive regulation of transcription initiation by RNA polymerase II. Lineage: Eukaryota; Metazoa; Chordata; Mammalia; Chiroptera; Miniopteridae. Gene Ontology annotation, molecular function: transcription coactivator activity; DNA binding.